AUGGCUACCUCUUUUCUGCGACCAAGUACUCCUCCACCUUCAACUUCACUCAAAACACCAUCAACACCGCGCUUCGGCUACGAUGAUAAUUACGAACCAUAUUCGCCCAGAAAAUCAAGUCGAGUAGCGUCAAGGGCAAUUCGCGACGCGGUAACCCCACCGCCUCCAACAAUCAAACAUAAAAUUUGUAACAAUCUUUCUACUCCGCAAUCAACACCUCGAGCCGCCAGAAAAGUUAUAUUUUCUGGUACGCCUCAACAUAUCACCUCGUCACCACCUAAAUCUCCUCAAACUGCGAUAAAACGACGAGCACCUAGAUCGGCAACCACAAUUGCUGGCCGACACGUUUCUGGAGCAUUAAAUCUCGACAGUACAACAUCCGCGGCGACAGCUCUCGGUCUAACUCCCGAAACCAAAAAAACUGAGCAGAAUAUGGACAACCAUCAGCGACCUGGUAUGAUGGUUCGCGGCGAUGGCAUGCUACCAACACCUUCUAAAACCCCACGUCACCCCAAGCAAACGGAAGAAUUGAAAGAUGGAAUCAAUGCAGUUUCGCGAACUCUCUUCACCUCAAUCCAUGCCGAUGACUCCGCAAAUGCGAUGCCAAAGCCCAAGAAGAGCCGCAAGAAGUACAACAAUUUCGGUCUUGGUAGCUCAUCUGCAGAUGAACCAAUUGCUAUCUUCACCGACUCUGAGGACCGCAUUCCAGAAGUCGACAGCCAUUCUGAUAACCCUUUCCUUGGUAGUAGCCCUCCUCAGAAUACCAGAGGCAGAAGCAGCAAGCCCAAAUUGAUUCGCGUUCCAGGAGAGGAGGACCAAACCAUGGAGCAGCUUAUGGGUCGCGAGGAUGGACAUGUUGCCAACUUUCGUGGUAAACUUAUCUUCAAAAAGAAGUCGAACGCAUCUGCAAGUCAUAGCCCAACUCGAGGCGCGGGUCGUGCUGAAUUCAUGGUUUUCGAUCAAAGUUUUGCUGGCGAAUUCAAUGGACCAGUUACACGUUCAUGCCGACGUCAAUUGUUCACCAAUAAUAGACAAGCCCCCGUUGUUCCACAAGUCCAAGUCACCGAAGACGAAGAGGAAGCUUUGACUGACAUUGAGGAGAAGUUUGACACCGAAGAUGCAACGGACAGUGAUGUUGAGCUACGCACCCCAUCCCAUAGCCAGGGCCUUGUGACUCCGGAUGCGCCAAGAUUUGGACCGGCUUCUUCACCAACUAUCAAGAGAGCUACACUUGCUACGAAGAGAUAUGAUGUCGUCGAUUCUCCAGUAACUCCCCCACGCCGUGGCCGCUCUCAAGUUACUAGCCCAUUCAAAUCCUCUGGAAGUGACAAUGAUUUCGAGCGCGCAACCAGGAAGCGGGAUGGAGAAUCUAUUGCAAGACCUACUGAGGAAGUAAAGAAAAUAACCACAUUGAAAAUGCAUAUUCUUGUAGUAAACGAUGAUGGACCUCCAUCGAACAAAUCUUCCCCCUACGUCCACUCCCUCGUCCAAACCCUUCAAGCCGCCGGUCACACUGUCUCCGUCGUUCUUCCUCAUACGCAACGCUCAUGGAUAGGCAAAGCGCACAUGGUAGGCCAAACUGUCAAGCCUACUUAUUUCCACCCCGGAACUCUUCACGAAGAUAACGGUACCACACAUGCUCGCCCCUCCAACGACAAUACAGAAGAAUGGGUAUUGGUAGAUGGCACACCAGCUUCGUGCGUACAGAUAGGUCUAUAUCAUUAUUUCCAAGAUAGGGGACCAGUGGAUUUAGUGGUCAGUGGACCAAAUUAUGGGAGAAAUAGCACGGCUGUCUUCAGUCUAAGUAGUGGGACGAUUGGAGGGGCGAUGGAGGCGGCGGUUUGUAAGAGAAAGGCUAUUGCGUUGAGCUAUGCGUUUUUCACGAGGAAUCACGAUCCGGAGAUUAUUGGAGGUGCGAGUAGGAUUGGCGUGAAGCUUAUUGAGUACUUGUACAAUAAUUGGGGAGAGGGAGUGGAUUUGUAUACGGUUAAUGUUCCGUUGGUGGAGGGAGUAGAGGAUAGGAAGAUCUUGUGGACGAAUCUAUUGCAGAACUAUUGGGGAGAAGGCAGUUGUUUUGAGGAGGUGGAAGGAAAGGAUGAGGAUGCCGAUGAGGAGGAAGAGAAAAUUAGGGAAAAGGAAGGACAGCAAGGGCAAGACGAGGAGAAGAAGGCUGUUGGGCAUACACAUAAACAUUUCAAGUGGGCGCCAAGGUUCACGGAUGUUUAUAAGAGUGUAGAGGAAUCUGGCCCAGGAAAUGAUGGUUGGGCUGUUAAGGAGGGUUACACAAGUGUCACACCGUUGAAAGCGAAUUUCAUGCAUGCUUCUGCGGCGACACAGGGAGAGUUGAAGUUACCAUCUUCGGAUCCAAUACCAUCAAUAUCAAAACUCUCUCUUCAAGAACAACCCAAGUCAACGCAGCCUCAUUUUUACGCCUACAUCGAUUACGAAGAUUCCUAUGUCCAACCACUAAUUCUUUCGGCACUAAAACAGCUCCCUCAAUCUUCAUAUACGCUGCUCUCCUCUCCAUCCGACCUUCCAACGCCGGAAUCACCAUACCUCCAUAUCUCAUCCUACGAAACCAUUCCCUUUGACGAGAUUACAUCCAAACCAAACACAUCCCUCACCAACGCCUAUGUGAUUCGCAAAGCUCUCAUUCGUAAGCACUAUUUGAGUGAGACAGCCCAUAUAUGGUGUGUUAAGAACCCAGAAUCUAUUCUAAAAACAAACAUCAAACGCGCGGAACAUUUUGAGCUAGAUUAUGCCGAGUUCUUGGAUGAUGCUGUGGUAGAGUGCUGGGAUUUGAAAGAAAGUUUUGCGAGGAAUGAAAAGGUUGAUGAGGAAGGGGGUAAAGCCGAAGAUAGAGAUUGGUGGAUCUUGAAACCGGGGAUGAGUGAUAGGGGUCAGGGUAUUAGGUUGUUCUCGUCUUUUGAAGAGCUACUUGCUGUUUUCGAGGGGUGGGAAGAAGAUGCACCGGACUCUGAUGAAGAGGAUGAAGAAACCCAAGAAGGAGAUGGAGUAGAAGGAAAGGACUACAUCCAAACAUCUCAUCUCCGCCAUUUCCUCGCACAACCCUAUAUCCACCCACCGCUUCUCUUGUCCCCAGAGUCUAAAACUAUUGCGCCUACAAACACCAAAUUCCACAUCAGAACCUACGUCCUCGCUUCCGGCGCCCUAAAUAUCUACGUCUACAAACCCAUGCUCGCCCUCUUCGCCAGCUCCUCCUACAUCUCUCCCUGGGAAUCCUCCUCCUCCUCCUCAGGAGGAAUCGACCUCAAUCCCCAUCUCACCAACACCUGCAUCCAAACCUCAGACUCCAAGAAAAACGCCGUUCACCUCCUCUCUUCUCUUCCCUUCCCCACCACUCUCCAGAAUAAAAUCCAAGCCCAGAUUUUCAAUUUGACGAGUGAGGUUUUUGUGGCGGCGGCUAGGGAAAUGAGUAUUCAUUUUCAACCGCUGCCAAAUUCAUUUGAGGCUUUUGGUCUGGAUUUCUUGGUGGAUGAGCAGGGUGGAUGUUGGUUGUUGGAGGUUAAUGCGUUUCCGGAUUUUGCGCAGAGUGGGGUGGAGUGUAGAGGGGUGGUGGAGGGGUUUUGGAAAGAGGCUGUGGGGGUCGUGGUGAGUGGGUUUUUUGGGGUGGGAAGAGAUGGGGGUGGAGGAGAGGGAGAGGGAGAGAAGGAGGGGCAGUUAGUGAGGGUUGGGGGUGUGGAUUUAGGGAGAAGGUAG
Messenger RNA from Sclerotinia borealis F-4128, 3720 nucleotides. NCBI's taxonomy places the organism in Eukaryota, Fungi, Ascomycota, Leotiomycetes, Helotiales, Sclerotiniaceae. The record is from the annotation of a GenBank genome assembly.